Cotesia congregata is the source of this 1791-nucleotide messenger RNA. The record is from the annotation of a GenBank genome assembly. NCBI's taxonomy places the organism in Eukaryota, Metazoa, Arthropoda, Insecta, Hymenoptera, Braconidae.
AUGGCAACGCGUCGAACCACUCGAAGCGUUGCUGCUUUGGAGAAGUUGUACAAUGAAAACGAGGAAGACAGCGUUAUAGAGAGCGACAGUGAUACCGACGACGCCGUAGAUGCGGAAGAGGAAAGUUCCCACGAUUCUGAAACAGACGCCAAAGAAGAGACAGAAUCUGAAGGAGAGCCACUGUCAGGCGAAGAAGAAGCAGCUGCUCCGAGAGGAGCCCCGCCGCGCAAACGCGGCCGCCCUUCAUACCCGCAUGCUAAGAGCGGGCACAAAUGGAAUCUCUCUGCUCCGGAAUCGAGGGGCCCUCGAUCACAGUCACAACAAUCUUACGCGCCAUCAACUAAAGGUAAUGCGACAAGUGUUAAAACACCGCUCGAAGCUUGGAGCAUGUUAUUUACCGAUGAAAUUUUAGAUAUCAUCGUCAAAUAUACAAACGAGCAAGUUGAAAGGGAAAUAACUGUGAUGAGACAAAAUAACGUUAGAUUAGAUACGUCAGUACAUAAAGUAAUUGAUAAAGUAGAAUUGAAAGCUACGUUUGUUUUAUCGUCGAUACAUCAAACAGGUAAAAUAGAUGAGCGAAGUGGAAAACCGGAAAUGAUUGAAUUCUACAACAAGACCAAAGGCGGCACCAAUUGUUAUGAUUUUAAAUGUCAUCAAUACACGACAGCUCGCAAGACAAGUAGAUGGCCUGUUAGAUCUUUUUAUGGAAUGCUCGAUCAGGCUGGCGUUAAUUCUUUUAUUUUAUACAAUCUUAAUCAAUUCAAUGCACCUCUGAAACGACUCGAUUAUCUUCGAGAGCUGGCGUUGCAAUUUUUAAAUAUAAAUAGUGUAAAUAGCAAUAUUAAUCAACUCACUAAUUUAGUUGCUGAGAUUCAACCUCAUAUUGUUGCAUUAACAGAAACAUGGCUUAAGCCUAUUAUUAACAACUCUUUAUUUAAUCUAGAUAACUAUACAAUUUUCAGACGAGAUCGUAACGUUACUCACUCAGACACCGGUCGACUACUAAAAGGCGGAGGUGUCGCUUGUCUAAUCCAUAGAACAUUAAAAGCUAAAUUACUACACAUAUCUACCUCGGAUCACCUUAAUGAACCUGAAUUUUUGAUUAUUGAUAUAACUUCAACAUCUGGUUCUCAUAUUAUACUAUCAGUCAUAUAUAGAAGACCGGGAGGAAAUCUUUUAAAUAAUUUCUUUGAUAUCCAUUCAAAAUUAACUACAAAUUGCAAAAAUUUCAUUAUUACAGGUGACCUAAACUGUGACCUAUUAGAUUCAACUUAUACCUCCAAUCACCUAAAAACAUUUAUCUCAGAACUAUCAAUUCAUUGCGUACCUUAUAACUCAACUCAUCAUAUUAGGAAUAAAGAUUCUUGGUUGGAUAUCUUGGUUGGUAACGCUAUUAGACAAAUUACGAUAGAUGCUCAGGCUGUUGCUGAUUGGACAAGAGAGAAUGGCUUGCAAUUGAAUCUAUCCAAAACUAAAACAAUGAUUCUUGGCUCAAGUUCUAGGCUAAAAAAGUUACAAGCAAAUGGUAUUCCACAAAUUGUCAUUGACGGAUUUGCACUUCCUUACGUAGAGUCAACUAAGUGUUUAGAGUUUUUGGUUUCUCGUGAGUUGCCAGAAGAAAUGGACAUUCGCGAUGAGUUUGUCGACAAUAGACUUUCAAAGCAAAAGAGAUGUAACUUAUGUCCAAGUUCCCUUGACCGAAAAACGUAUUAUAAGUGUCUUAGAUGUCAUAAGGCGAUGUGUAAAGAGCACGUAGCGAAACUGUGCUGCGAGUGCAGCAAUACUAUGUAA